UUUUUUUCAGACUCUAAAAACGAGAUGUACUGCGGUGCGGAUGUCAUGAACUAAUCGUAUAAAACAUAAACAAACAGUUAACAGAACCUAUAAUUUCACUAAUUAGCUAUACAAUUAUAGAAAUAUGAUACAAGGAACGCCUGAAGAUAUAAUACAGCAAUCAAUAGACAGUAUUGAGAUUGAACCUGAGCUUCUAACGUUGGACAGAAUAGAAGAUACCAUUCAAUCUAUAAAAGCGAUCCGGGAUGAAAAGAUCGAAACAUUAACCAAUAAUAAUUCAAAAUUAGCCAAUACUAUAGGUCAGUUAAAUCAAGAGAUUAGAUUAUUAACUAAGGUCAGUGACUAUAACUAUGAAAUCAUUAAGAAUUUAACUACUAUUCAUAACUUAAGAGGGAUAAACACAAUUGAAGAUAUAAAUCGAGAUGAUAAUAUAUUUAAAGUAUUAUCCAAAAAAUCAAUUGAAUUAGAUAAUGUAAAGGUUGUAAUUGCAAAGAAUUUGAAUGAUUUAGAGAGUUCAAUAAAUUCAUUGAAGUUGAAUAAAAGUAAUCUCCUAAAAGAAAUUGAUCAAUUACGAACAAAAUUAUCUAAUAUAUUCAAUAAUGAUCUUGAAAAGUCAUCUAGUACAUCAGGAAAUAGUCAAGAACAAAGGGAUGAUAUUCUCGAGCAAGAUUCCAGCAUUCUUCAGAUAAAUUUAUUCAGAAAUCUUGGAGUAAGAAUUGAAACUUUUGAUAAUGAUAUUGCCGAUGAAUUGGUAGAUAGUGAUAAAAAAUCACUCGACCAUAUAAUCAUUCAUAAUAAAGGAACAAAUUUAACUAGUGUCUUGAAAGUAGAACCACAAUAUAGUGAUUAUUUCAUAUCCAACUAUAUAUGGGAGAGAUUAGAAGGUUAUGAUUGAUCAAAAAGACUACAUAAUUCAAUGAUAAAUAUUUCUAUGUUUUCUUUAUGCUAUGUACAAUUAUGGGUAGGUU
Molecule: messenger RNA, 968 nt
Organism: Scheffersomyces amazonensis
Lineage: Eukaryota; Fungi; Ascomycota; Pichiomycetes; Serinales; Debaryomycetaceae
Product: kinetochore-associated Ndc80 complex subunit
Exons: 1
Coding region: 125-895 (256 amino acids)
Biological process (GO): chromosome segregation
Cellular component (GO): Ndc80 complex
Molecular function (GO): microtubule binding
Source: RefSeq, a predicted model, not a curated record